AGUGUGUGCGAGUGUGAGUAAAGUUGCAGACUUGUCGGAGUAUUGUGAGACGAGUGUGAGAGCGAGCUAGCCUUCAGAGUGCUCCGUGGAGCCCUUGCUGGUGUUCUCUCUGGACUUCGAUGUUCUCCGUGUGCUGACCUAUCGUUGUGUCUUUUCCUCGUAUCGUCCACAGCCAAUAAUCGAACAUGAAGGAGGUGACUAGCAAGCCACAACGACUGGUUAAUGUGUCGUCUGGUCAUGAAGUGUACGACACUCUCCACACUCGCGCCCAAGUGGAGGGUCAGUGCACUCGUCUACACUGCAAUGGUUCUGUUAUGUUGCCCAGGAGGAGUGGCACUGAACCUCGCUCCAAGGAGGAGGUUCUCACACUAGCCAAGGAGUUCAUUGAUGAAUACUACCAGUCUAUCAAGAGGUACAACAGCGAGCAACACAGGCAACGAUGGGAUCAAGUAAGCAGGGAGGUGGAGGAGAGAGGUACCUACGACCUGACACAGACAGAGCUGGUGUAUGGUGCCAAGUUAGGCUGGAGGAACGCACCCAGGUGUAUAGGUCGUAUACAGUGGUCAAAACUGCAGGUGUUUGAUGCUCGCUAUGUAACCACUGCCAGCGGUAUGUUUGAGGCACUCUGCAACCACAUCAAGUAUGGCACUAACAAGGGUAACCUCAGGUCGGCCAUCACCAUCUUCCCUCAGAGAACUGAUGGUAAACAUGACUUCCGUGUCUGGAACCCUCAACUCAUCAGUUUCGCAGGUUACAAGCAGGAGGAUGGUUCUAUCAUUGGUGACCCCCUCAACGUUGAGUUCACAGAGGUGUGUCAGCGGCUGGGGUGGAAAGGACAUAACAAGACGUGGGACGUGCUACCUCUGGUACUGUCCGCUGGAGGUCACGACCCGGAAUGGUUCGAUAUCCCUCCCGACCUGGUCCUCAUAGUGCCCAUCGUCCACCCUGAAUAUAAGUGGUUCUCAGAGUUGGAGUUGCAGUGGUACGCCCUGCCAGCAGUGGCAUCUCUCAUGUUUGACUGUGGAGGGUUGGAGUUCCCAGCUGCUCCAUUCAAUGGCUGGUACAUGGUCUCAGAGAUAGGAACCAGAGAUCUGUGCGACCCACAGCGCUUCAACAUACUCGAGACGGUGGGUCGCAAAAUGGGUCUGGACACUCGCAGCGCCACUAACCUGUGGAAGGACAAGGCACUUGUUGAGGUCAACAUUGCUGUCUUGCAUUCAUUCCAGAGGUUAAAUGUGACCAUCAUGGACCACCACUCAGCAGCGGAAUCGUUCAUGAAACAUUUCGAAAACGAGCAGAAGCUUCGUGGUGGAUGUCCUUCUGACUGGGUCUGGAUAGUUCCUCCACUAUCUGGGUCCAUCACUCCAGUCUUCCACCAGGAGAUGUGCCUCUACUACCUCAAGCCUUCCUACGAGUACCAGAACCCCGCCUGGAAGGUUCACGUCUGGAAGAAAAACAAAGACGUCAAUAGGAACUCUAUUCGUAAAACCAAACGGAAGUUCAGAUUCAAAGAGAUAGCAAGAGCAGUGAAGUUCACCAGCAAACUGUUUGGGAAAGCAUUAUCGAAGAGAAUCAAAGCGACCAUCUUGUACGCUACUGAAACUGGCAAGUCUGAGAUGUACGAGAAGCUGGGAGAGAUCUUCGGCCACACCUUCAAUGCUCAGGUUUACUGCAUGGCGGACUAUGAUUUAAUUAAUAUAGAACACGAGGCUCUGGUGCUGGUGGUCACUUCAACGUUUGGUAAUGGUGAUCCUCCUGAGAAUGGUGAGGACUUCGCCAAGAACUUGUACGCCAUGAAGGUGAGCGGCACCGCUGCGGACAUCGACGAUGUCACCAGCAGUGCAUCAUAUUGGCAGGACUACUCUGCACAGAAGAGCAUGCAUCGCAGUCUCUCCUUCAUGAGGAUGAACAGCCUGACGGAGGGGGCAGGAGGCACCACUAGCACUCAGGAGAACGGUGUGGCUAACUCCAACGUCCGUGGUUCCAUCACCUCAGACAUCAUGUCUGAAGACAACUUUGGACCUCUCAGCAACGUCAGGUUUGCUGUGUUUGCCCUGGGAUCCAGCGCUUACCCUAACUUCUGCGCUUUUGGUAAAUACGUUGAUAACUUGUUGUGUGAGCUGGGAGGUGAGAGGCUGCUGAGGCUCACCUGUGGUGACGAGCUAGCUGGCCAGGAACAAGCUUUUAACAAGUGGGCAGGAGAUGUUUUUAAUGUUGGCUGUGAAACCUUCUGUCUUGAUGAUGAUGUGGCCAUGAAGGAAGCAACGGCAGCCCUCAAGACGGAAACCUCAGCAACUGCUGAUAAGAUCAAGCUUUCUCCUUGUGCCAAAACUGAUGAUAUAGCUGUUGGACUUUCUCGAUCCCACUGCAAGAGAGUUAGAUCGUGCGAGGUGAUAGCUUCAAGGAACCUUCAUGGAGAGAAUGCCAGGUUAGUGUUAACACUGUUUUUCUCAGGUGAUUUACGUCCCGGGUACCAUGUUUCUAUUCUCCCUGCUAACUCCCCGGAGAUUGUUCAAGCUGUCUUGAGUCGUCUGGACAACUGCCCCGACCCUGACCAACCUAUCAAGGUGCUGCUACUCAAAGAAAUACACUCACUUAAUGGUAUAACACAGACUUGGGAGUCACACGAGCGACUACCGUCAGCCAGUGUGAGGGAGAUGCUCACACGAUACCUAGACAUCACAACACCUCCCACACCAAACUUUCUCCACUUCCUGGCUGAGUAUGCUUAUGAUAAUGACCAGCGCACUCGCCUGGAUCAACUUGCCACGGAUGCUCACGAGUACGAGGACUGGAAGCACUUCAGAUAUCCACACCUGAAGGAGGUGCUUGAGGAGUUCCCGAGCGUUAUGUUGGACGCUGGUCUGCUGCUCACACAGCUGCCGUCACUUGGACCUCGCUUCUACUCCAUCAGCUCCUCGCCAGAAGCUCAUCCAGGCCAGAUCCACGUCACCGUCGCUGUUGUCCAGUAUAAUACAGAGUAUGGAAAAGGGCAGCUCCACUAUGGUGUCUGUUCCAAUUUCUUGAAGCAGGUGUCGCCAGGUGACCACGUUGAACUUUUCGUUAGAAGUGCUACAAGUUUCCAUAUGCCACAAGACCCGAGUGUUCCAAUCAUCCUGGUGGGGCCUGGCACCGGGGUGGCACCCUUCAGAGGCUUCUGGCACCACCGUCACCACAUGGUGCGCCACAAGAACGAGAAGCCUGGAGAGAUAAAUCUCUUCUUCGGAUGCCGGACAAAGGCUCUUGAUCUGUAUAGUGAGGAGAAGGAAGUUAUGAGGCGAGCAGGAGUGCUCACCCACACCUACCUCGCCCUCUCCAGAGAACCUACUAUACCCAAGACUUACGUUCAAGAUUUAUUGGUAGAAGUUGGUGGAUACGUGUACAAGCAGGUAGUGCAGGAGAAAGGUCACUUCUACGUGUGUGGUGACUGUACCAUGGCUGAGUGUGUGUACCAGAAGCUUAAGAAUAUUGUUCAGGAACACGGGAGACUCUCUGACCAGGAGGUUGAGAACUUCAUGCUUCAGAUGAGGGAUGAGAAUCGGUACCACGAAGAUAUCUUCGGUAUCACACUUCGCACUGAGGAGAUACACCGUCAGAAGCGAGAGAGCGCCAGAGUGAAAAUGUCUUCUAUCGGUGGAGCUGGACCAGCGACCCCCACCCUGACCCAGGCACUCUCUAAUACUCCAUUCGGAGCGCCCUACAGUGGCUCCACCCUAACCUCAGUGGCACAAGAUAUACCCACCUCGGCAAACAACGAAUAGGGACACACUCGAGGGCAGAUCGGCUUUUCCAACACUUGUAUUAUCUCCACUUUCAAGCGUUUUUCAAGAUUUUUUGUUAAUUAUUUACCCAAUAAUAUCAAACCUACGUGAAUACCUCACAGAUGCCAAAAUUUAAUAACUACAGUAGCAAAGCUUCUAUUGAAAGUAGAAUAUUUUUUAACAUGGAACAAGAAUCUAAAAUUGUAGUAAUCGAUAAGAUUUUUCCAAGAUGGAAUUUAGCUUUUAAAAUAAAUAGUGAAAGCAACAGACUCCACACUGUAUAAUUUCUUUCGUGUACCAUCAAAACUGUGUACUGGGAAGAGAGACGAAUUUCGUUUUUUAGCAAUGGUUUAAUAAUACUCUUGACUACUUUUGCAAGUACAAGAAGUCCUCGCUUAACGUCGUUUCGUUAUACGUCGUUUUUCAUCACCUCAGUCUUAAUACCAUCAGUCAAAGCUGCUGAAUCCCUCUUGUUUGUAGAUUCGCCGGUAUAAUCGCCCGGCCAGGGCCUUUUCCAAGUGGUGGCCCAGUCUUGGCUUCCCUUCGUGGGAGUGUCUCAGACCAAUGUCUGCCAUGGGAGGAGAUGCAAGUACCUUCUCAUCUCAUGGGACUAGCAGUCCCCAGGCCUAGCCCCAUUCCCCACCCUCACAGGGCUGAGAGGGAGAAGCUAGGCACCUUGGGCUGCCACAAACCCCACCCACACUGGGCUCGAAGGGUGUAGUAGCUGCAUAGCAGCAGACGAUGUCACGGGGUGCAAAGGCAGCAAGCACUACAAGAUACUUUUGGAGCCACACCCCAACUUUGAACAUAAUGUCCGAGCUCUGGGGAAGCUCAAGAAUGCCUCUGGCUGUGAGUGUUGCUGUUGCUAUUUCACUUGUCCGUUGCACUCUCUGAAUCCCCCUUUCAUACUACUCACAGCAUCACACACACUUGCUCCACACCUGCAUCUGCCUCUUCCUUACACCUGUUAGUUCUUACACCUGUCAGCCCAACACAAAACCAUUACUUACCUUUCAUCAGCAUUCAUCAUUACUAAUAUAUUUACCACGAUGAUAGAACAAAAACCUACUACAUACAUUAAUUUUUGUUAAAUUUUAUCCCAGUCCAAUAAGGACAAGUACGGAGUCAUGUUUCUCUCACGAAUUAUUUCCUAAGAAUCUGAUUAGAAAGUAUAACACAAUUUUAUACCCAGGAUGAUUUGCUCAGUCCAUCUGGAGAAAAAUUAAAACAAGAAAAUAUUUUUUGUGCAAUUAUUCCUGGGAGAUUUUUUUUUUUCAAGAAUAAAUAGUAAUUCAAUGCAUUCGUUUAGGAGAAAAAAAAUCUGCUGGGAGCCAAUAGGCAUAAGUCUGAGUCAGGUUUUGAGCUGUGUUAUAAAUAUUGAAUCACCUGCACAAAAUAUAAAUUUUCAAAGUACUAUGGUGAGAAUGCUGUAUAAUCCUAUGGGUUUAGUGCUUCCCACUUAAUUAAAUAAUAAUAAUAAUAAUAAUAUGGUGAGAAUGAAAAACUGGAAGUUUUGCUAUUUGUAGUUUUUACACACUUUUUUUAAAUGUUUUUAAUAUAUAAACAACUCAAAUCUAUGAGGUAUUUUAUUACUUGAUUACUUUCCAGAUAAACAUUAUAUGAGAAAUAUCAAAAGAUGCAAUAAUUCUGAUUUUGAGAUACAGUUAAUUUGAGAUACCAAGCCUAAUGUCCUCUUUACCAUAUUAACUCUGAAGGUAUUCUGGGAAAAAGUUGGUCUGCUCUCGACUGUCCUCUCCAUCACUGGAGCAGCACUGUCCUCUCCAUCACUGGAGCAACACUGUACCCUCCAUCACUGGAGCAGCACUGUCCUCUCCAUCACUGGAGCAGCACUGUACCCUCCAUCACUGGAGCAGCACUGUACCCUCCAUCACUGGAGCAGCACUGUACCCUCCA
Molecule: messenger RNA, 5675 nt
Organism: Cherax quadricarinatus
Lineage: Eukaryota; Metazoa; Arthropoda; Malacostraca; Decapoda; Parastacidae
Source: RefSeq, a predicted model, not a curated record